Messenger RNA from Episyrphus balteatus (marmalade hoverfly), 781 nucleotides. RefSeq lists its product as uncharacterized. The coding region runs from base 37 to 687 and encodes 216 amino acids. The record is from RefSeq and is a predicted model, not a curated record. The transcript is spliced from 4 exons. NCBI's taxonomy places the organism in Eukaryota, Metazoa, Arthropoda, Insecta, Diptera, Syrphidae.
ACAGCAGACUUUUUUGAUGUAAGUAAAAGCGCAAAAAUGAGUUUCAAGAGAAAAUACAAAAAAUCGGACAAGGAAUUGCAGCUUCUUGUUUUACAAGAAAUGCUUCUUAAAAAAGAGGUUCUUUUCGGAAAGUUUAUAGGUUCCACUCACACCAAAAAUGAUAUCCAGGAUGAAUGGAGAAAAAUAGCAGGUAUGGCAAUAAGUUUUGGCCUUAUCCCUGCAGACAGUGAUGCCGACAAAUUCAAAAGAACGACGUGGCAGAAUUGGCGGCGAACCUCCUUGAUGAAGAUAGAUCGCAUGAAGAAGACGGGUGUAGGUGGAGCAACAUCCAAAGACCUUUUAGAUGAAAACGAUAAGGUCAUAUUGGCCAUCAUAGGAGACGAUGUUGUAUAUGGGAUUGGUGUAAACGAGAGCAACGGAGAUGUUCAAGAUAACCAACAAAAUCAAACAAUUGUUAUUGAACCAUCUCCAACCAAUUUGCCACCCUCUUCAAAAAAAAGAAGCUUUCAAAAUGACUCCACCUCUUCGGAAACUGAAAAAUUAAAAUCCGAAAUUUUAAAAAUCAGCUACUAUCAGAAGCAGCUGGAAUGCCGCAUGAUGGAAGUACAGUUGAAGUUACCCACAUCAAAUUUUACCAAAUCUAUCUACGUAGAUUCGUCAGAAGAAGAUCAGGAAGGUUUUAACUGAAAGAGCAAACAAUUACCUUUUUUUACUUACCCUUGUUAAAUACUUCUUAAUAAUAAAAUUAAAAAUAGUUUUAAUACGCAUAUUCACAAUUUUU